AUGCAACGCAACGAGACACACCCCAACACGGAAGCUACUGGGCCGACCGAUCAUGACGUCUCUGCGGUCUCCUUCCGACUCCCACCUUACUGGGACCGCCACCCUUCGAUCUGGUUCCUGCAAGCAGAGUCAAAAUUCGUGCUUUCUGGCGUGCGCACGGAACAACGCAAGUACCAUCUCGUUGUUUCGGCGCUGUCACCUGCCGCUGCCGAAGAGGUAUGUGACCUGCUUUCAGGACCGCCCUCCGCCACACCAUACAGCACUCUCAAGGCUGCUCUGUUGGAGCGAACGACGGUAUCACAGCGUUCUCGCAUCCAACAACUGCUCUUCGCGGAGGAAUUGGGCGACCGCCGGCCAAGCCAGCUUCUUCGCCAUAUGCGUACACUGAUGAGUAGCAGCACAACCCCCACAGAUGACAACUUGCUGCGCGAACUCUUUCUGCAGCGCCUUCCGGCCAAUGUGCAAAUGGACCUCGCCACUGCAUCCACGUUGGACCUCAACAGUUUGGCCAGCCUGGCAGAUAAAGUCCUGGAGGUAGCGACGCCGUAUGUGUGCAACGUCACGCCAUCAUCCAACAACACAUCGCAGCGGUUCAUCGACACGGUUAUACGCGGCUUGCCGUUCGUGUUCGCCUACGUCGACGACCUACUGGUGCAAGCACAUCCCACGAGGAACACCUGCAACAUCUCCGUCUUUUCGAGCGCCUGUCAGCAAACGGAAUAG
This is a messenger RNA of Rhipicephalus sanguineus (brown dog tick), 723 nucleotides long. RefSeq lists its product as uncharacterized. NCBI's taxonomy places the organism in Eukaryota, Metazoa, Arthropoda, Arachnida, Ixodida, Ixodidae. The transcript has 2 exons. The coding region runs from base 1 to 723 and encodes 240 amino acids. The record is from RefSeq and is a predicted model, not a curated record.